Messenger RNA from Anisakis simplex (herring worm), 1935 nucleotides. NCBI's taxonomy places the organism in Eukaryota, Metazoa, Nematoda, Chromadorea, Rhabditida, Anisakidae. The record is from the annotation of a GenBank genome assembly.
AUGUGGACAUCAGCAGUUGGUGGUAAUGACUCGCUUCGAGGCCAUCAUCGUUACUCGCCUCAAAAUCAUCAACUUCCGCAUCACCGUCGUCGAUGCGUAGCAUCCGAAUUGGAUUUGAACAAGUUGUGGCUCUAUGACGAGACCACAAUGGCUGCACAGACGCCAUACUAUGCCGCCGGUAGCGGUGGUGUGCCGUUGCUGUCCCAAGCACCAUAUCAAACCCCGGUUGUACCUCCGGCACAUCUGAUCUAUCAUUCACCGUCAGCAUUAUUGCCGCUGAGCAGACUCGCGAAAGUUCCACUUCCGCUAACUGGCAGCAAACAGUUUGCACAGAAGUGUGAUUUGUUGCCGUAUGAUGAUGACUUCCAAGAACAUUACGCAACGUUACCGGUAUCAUAUGUUUACGCUCCAGUUUGUGAGGUCUAUUACUUUGAUUCUUCGUGUGGUGAAAUAGAAUCGCCGACGAUGGAACAGCGAAAACCGCAAGAGCAUCAUAAAAUCCGUUGUCCAACUCCUGACUAUUCCCCAUCCGAAUCGCCAUCCAACAGAACUGCAUCGGACUCUACAUUUAGUGGUGGUGGUGCGGCGGCACUACUCACUCGAACGAGCUGUUCCUUCGAUUCUGACGUCUACGCUAGAAGUUCAACGGUAUCAGCUUCAGCGACCGGGGCGAGUGCAACAACACCAACAAUGACGAGUGAACCGGAAACAGAUUCCGGCUCCUCGGGAUAUGCUUCGUCGUCGAUCUCACAAAAAUGUGACAACUUUCCUACACUGGUAUCUUCGCCGAAUAGCGCUCGACGUCCCGCGGAGAAUGCAUCAGAAACAGCAUAUUCAACUCUGUGCUAUUGUGCUGAAUGUUCGCAACCUAACGCCUCUAGUCACUAUGAUAAUUUGCCGUUUCAAGCGAGAACAGUCAACGACCAACGACGACAACAACAACACCAGCCAUGUAAAAUUACUCCAUCUAAUCAAUCGUUGGAACAGUCCUGUUCUCCCACAAAUUACCUUUACCCCUCUCAGUGUUGUCAAAUUUCAAAGUCUUCAGUAAAAGCUGUUUCCUUUUGCGAUCCACCAGUCUCGAUUUCGGCUGAUUCCUACUCUUCUGCUGCCUUGCCAUCAAUGCGUUGGUCUGUUGCAACGUUCGAUACACUCCGGCGACGAACACAACGAAUGCUAAAGAAACCAGCUGCGAAACUGCGAUCAAUAUCGCAACGAAUCGAUCAUAAGUCGUUAAUGAAGGAUCGUUUACCUGAGUUGCAACAACGCCUCAAAGCUGGUAUUGAAACACUUCGGGCAAUACCCUCACGUGAAAUAUUCACUUAUCAUCAUGAGCUUAGCGCGCCAAGAAAAACUUCAACUACAUAUUCACACCACGAGCAGCUGAACAAUUCACUGCAACAAAUAGCUCAUUCACAUCUUGCUCGAACACUAUCAAAUGAUACGGAAUUGAUUAGUGCUGCUGUAGCAGCUGAAAAUGAAACAUCAGCAGCAGCGAACUCUAACUCGAUUUCAUACUGGUCUAGUGCAAUUGAAAGCAGCAGACAACCACUAUAUCACUCGUUUUCCCAACCAGACAUAUCAUUUCGAGCAGCCGAAAUGGUUCGUGAUGCCGGUAAUAGUAGUGAUCAACUGGCUUCAAUGAUGAGGUCGGCAAACGUUCGGCAAAGACCCCCACUCCCGCCGAAUCCUCCGUCACGCGAUCGUUUGCUAAGGUAUUCGAAUGUACCGGCGAAUCGUCGAAGUCUCGCAGUAGAUUCACUGAGUUCUGUUCAGUCUUCGCUGCCGUAUAACACUCAUCACGAAUCUUUAUCAACAUUGCGUUCAUUCUCCCAAUCGUUACCGUCAGAAUCAUCUUCGUCAUCAAGAUAUGUAACAGCAUCCACACCACCAACGACAACGUCAGAGUCAAAAGUUGAAUCAGAAGGUGGUUGA